AUGGCAUGCAUUAACAGGUGCAAAUUGGAUAAGCAGGCCAUCUGCGGCGCGCCGGUGGUGCCGCCGAUGAACCCGCGCAUCUCGUUCUCCAGCGACUUCGUCGUGGAGCAGCACGCCGCACGGACCACGAGCCCGCCGCCCGAUCCCGACUUCGAGUUUGCCGUCGGCAGCCACUCGAUGAUCGACGCUGAUCGACUCUUCUUCGAGGGCCGGCUGCUCCCGCUCAAGGACACCCACCAACGCGGGCCGUAUCAGCGGGUCAUCACCACCUUGAGGGAAGAGCUUCGGACUGACGAGGAGGACGGGGCCCGGUGGGAGCGGCCGCUGAAAGGAUCCAUUAACUGGAGGGUGUUGUUUGGAAUCAAGAAGGCCCGUCGCCGCUCGGCGGCGGCAGUGACGGCAAAGAAGAGCGACGAGGUUGAUGAUGAGCUUCUUGUCAAGCCAACAUAG
Molecule: messenger RNA, 450 nt
Organism: Musa acuminata AAA Group (dessert banana)
Lineage: Eukaryota; Viridiplantae; Streptophyta; Magnoliopsida; Zingiberales; Musaceae
Exons: 1
Coding region: 1-450 (149 amino acids)
Source: RefSeq, a predicted model, not a curated record